AUGGCUUCCAUCUACCAACUCAACCAACCUCCCAAUCCGUUUUGGGACUUUGCCAACGGAAAUCUAGAGGACCAUCCUUUCUUUGCUCCUCGCGGCCACCACGGACGUCGUGGGCGUCGUGGAUGGGAUAACCCCCAGCAGAGCGACAAUACCACCCGAGGUGCUCAAGCAGGUGAAGGCAACGAGUCCAACAACAACAUGGAGAAAGACGAAACGCCAGCAUCGGACUCCGACUCGCCAGACAACCACCACCAUGGCUGUGAACACUGUGGAAACGGUAAGGGCAAGGGCAGGGGUCGUGGAGGUCCCGGCCACCAUGGUCCAGGUCCAUUCCGUGGCAAAGGCGGCAAGGGAAAGCAUGGCCAUGGUCCUCACGCCGGGCCCUACGGCCACCACAACGCCUCUAAGGAAUUCCCACAGGACUCCGAAGCACCCCAAGCAGUCGGUGAACUACCCGAGCCCAACGCACUCUCUUUCGCCUCGAAAGAAGUCAUUGAAACCUCGGCAUCCGACUCCGACUCCCCCGACAGCCACCGCCGCCACGGCGGAAAGUGCAAGAACAAGGGCCAUGGAGGUCCCGGUCACCAUGGACCAGGACCCUUCCGCGAAAGGGGCGGCAAUGGAAAACACGGCCAUGGCCCUCACCCUGGGCCGUACGACUUCCACGCUUACGGCCAUGACCACCACCACGGUGCUGGUGCCUUUGGAGGCCCUGGACGCGACGGAAAGGGCAGACAUGGACAUGGAUACGGACACGGACACGGUCCCCACCCUGGCCCAUACGACUUCCCUGGCCACCACCACAACGCCGGUCCCUUUGGUUUCGGUCCCCGUGGACAGGGUCACCACCACAGAGGAGGCCCCGGUGGCCGCGGCAGACACCAUGGCGGACCACCUUUCGGCGGACCGUUCGAUUUCCUGCGCCAGCUCGGUGCCGGACUUGGUUUUCCCAUCAACGGGCCUACCGCAGAGGGUGUUGACUUCACGCCUUCCGUUGACGUCUUCGAUACCCCCACCAAGUACAUUGUGCAUGUCUCACUUCCCGGAGCUAAGAAGAGUGAUCUCAGCAUUGACUAUGAUGCUGAUGAGUCUGUUCUGCAUCUGGCGGGUGUCGUUUACCGGCCCGGUGUCAAUGAGGAUCUACACCAGGCUCUUGUUAUGGAAGAGCGGGGUCAACACGUUGGUGUCUUUGAGCGUGAGGUCCGUCUUGGGACUCGUGUUGCCCCGGCUUUUGUUAUUGUCGAUGGGAUCUCGGCGAAGCUGGAGGAUGGUGUUUUGAAUGUUACUUUGCCGAAGAUUGUUCAGAAUCCCGAGAUUGGAAAGAAGAAGGUUUUUGUGGAGGAUGGUGAUUUGCAGAAUGAGAAGGACGCCAUGGUCGUGGAUGAGAGGACUCUCACUCCGGUGGAGUCUGAGGAGAGCGAUGUUGAAGAUGGUGAGGCGAGAGAGUAUGUCAAUGUUCAUGUGCAGUGA
This is a messenger RNA of Penicillium expansum, 1470 nucleotides long. Its product is annotated as Hsp20/alpha crystallin family protein. The transcript has a single exon. Gene Ontology annotation, biological process: response to heat; protein complex oligomerization; response to hydrogen peroxide. Bases 1 to 1470 code for a protein of 489 amino acids. NCBI's taxonomy places the organism in Eukaryota, Fungi, Ascomycota, Eurotiomycetes, Eurotiales, Aspergillaceae. The record is from RefSeq and is a predicted model, not a curated record.